GCAACUGUUUUGACCAUGAGACGUGACACAUUGCAUAACCAAAACACCGGAGCCUAUCAGCAGCCAGCCACCGACUCUACAAGAACAAAGAUGGCAGAUAAAGCUCUCACCAUGGAUGCCGUAAAUCCCAAUAUAAGGGACAUGGAAUAUGCAGUCAGAGGCCCCAUAGUAGCUAGGGCUACUGAGUUAGAAAAGGAGCUAGCCAAAGGUGCCAAUAAACCUUUCACAUCCGUAAUGAAGGCCAACAUUGGUGACUGUCAUGCAACAAGCCAGACACCCAUCACCUUCAUUCGUCAGGUUUUGUCACUGUUUUAUCAGAUGCCCUCGAGAAAUUGGACACGUUUUGCAAAGAAAAGUAGAUUUUCUUUCACAGGCUUGUUGUAUGUCACACAUUAA
This is a messenger RNA of Saccostrea cuccullata (small rock oyster), 396 nucleotides long. RefSeq names its product alanine aminotransferase 1-like. The transcript has a single exon. The record is from RefSeq and is a predicted model, not a curated record. The coding region runs from base 16 to 396 and encodes 126 amino acids. Gene Ontology annotation, molecular function: L-alanine:2-oxoglutarate transaminase activity. NCBI's taxonomy places the organism in Eukaryota, Metazoa, Mollusca, Bivalvia, Ostreida, Ostreidae.